Molecule: messenger RNA, 1603 nt
Organism: Anopheles cruzii
Lineage: Eukaryota; Metazoa; Arthropoda; Insecta; Diptera; Culicidae
Product: RING finger protein 121
Exons: 5
Coding region: 97-1047 (316 amino acids)
Cellular component (GO): Golgi membrane; endoplasmic reticulum membrane
Molecular function (GO): ubiquitin protein ligase activity; metal ion binding
Source: RefSeq, a predicted model, not a curated record
AUCGAACAGAUUCUCGAGGCGACUAGUAAAACAUACUCGUGCUGUGUUAAAAGUGUAUUUAGAUACUAUCCGUCGGCAGCAGGAAAGAACCGCACCAUGAAUCUACACGAGCCGGUAGAUCCCAACAAGCCCUUGGAUGAGCUGACACCGGAAGAAAAGAUGAGGUUGGAGCACAUAAAGAUGUUCGAGAAGCACAAGGGACAUGAAUCGAUGCAUAUGGAGAUGGUUGUGAUACUGCUGGUCACGCUGAUUAUCGCUCAAAUUGUGCUCGUAGAAUGGAAGAAACGACACUAUAGGUCUUAUUCGUUAAUGACGUUACUGGCCCUAUGGAUAAUUCCGUUCGUGCUUAGUCUGCGCAGUCAGUACUGGAGGUUCAUAUUUUUCUGGCUCAUCUUUAGCUGCAUCACGGGCCUAGUGAUGCGGAAGGCAGUACGCAAACCGAUCGCUGGCACAACGCCCCGUCUCGUCUACAAGUGGUUCUACUUUAUAUACAAGCUCACCUACGGUCUCGGCAUUGUUGGCUACAUCGUGAUGAUGUUUACGUUUUUCGGCGUGAACUUUAUCUUCAACAUACAGCCACACAUCUGGAUGGACUUUGGGCUGUUAUUGCUGUUCUAUGGUCUCUACUAUGGUGUUUUGGGGCGCGACAUUUCCGAGAUUUGUGCCGACAAAAUGGCGUGCCAUAUCGGGUACUAUACACCGAAGGGUAUUCCGACGAGGCACCUCGAGCGGAACGUGUGCGCCGUGUGCGGCAAUCAGCUGAUGACGGACGUGAACGAGGCGGGCGUAAUCGAGAACACGUACAAACUGACCUGUGAUCAUGUGUUUCACGAGUUCUGCAUCCGCGGCUGGUGCAUCGUGGGGAAGAAGCAAACCUGUCCGUACUGUAAGGAGAAAGUGGACCUAAAGAAGAUGUUCUGCAAUCCUUGGGAACGUCCGCACGUGCUCUAUGGCCAGUUGCUGGACUGGAUCCGGUGGCUGGUGGCCUGGCAACCACUAAUCCUGUUUAUCGUACAAGGCAUCAACUGGAUGCUAGGGCUGGAAUGAAUUAAAAUCCCCCGUGGUGGCACGUAAAUCGGGAUUGACAUUUCCUCUUAAUUCUACGUCACGCUUAAAUUUCAUAGGAGAGUGAUACUUGCUACUGUGUUCUUUUUUGUCUGUGUUUAGUCCACAAGACCGAAGAAGAACGGAAGAGUGUCAAGUGUAACGACAAGGGUAUAGCAAUUGCCAUCGCUCAUUUUUCUAUCAUUAGAAAUGCGGAUAAAUUCGCUGCGAGAGAGUUUAUCCUUCACCUUCAUGAGUAUGUGAAUGCGUGGCAAAUUAAGAGCACCAAACUAUUUUAUUGUAAGGCUCAUUUUAUUAUUUAUCUUCGAUACUUUAGGUAAAACGAGGUUUUCUUUGCCGUACGCGUUUGUAAAUUUGGACAAUGUGUAAUGUGAAUGUUCUUUUUCGUUCAACGAUUAGGAGAAACUGGUUGUUCCAUUAUUUUUAUUAUUGCCAAUUAUUUUACGGACUCUUUUCCUAGCAAUGUAUGCAUACCCAUGUGUGGUGGAACACAUAUGAAGCGAGUUUCAUACCAAACCCACAGUAAUAAAGACUCGUG